Aethina tumida (small hive beetle) is the source of this 685-nucleotide messenger RNA. RefSeq names its product endocuticle structural glycoprotein SgAbd-2. The record is from RefSeq and is a predicted model, not a curated record. The coding region runs from base 33 to 632 and encodes 199 amino acids. The transcript is spliced from 4 exons. Gene Ontology annotation, cellular component: chitin-based extracellular matrix. Gene Ontology annotation, molecular function: structural constituent of chitin-based larval cuticle. NCBI's taxonomy places the organism in Eukaryota, Metazoa, Arthropoda, Insecta, Coleoptera, Nitidulidae.
GUUUUUGUACACUGCCAAAACAACCAAUCAAGAUGAAAUUUUUAGUGAUUUUGGCGUCGUUCGUUUUCGCCACAUGUGCAGACCGUUUGGAGAACACCUACCUGCCCCCUAACAGCGCUCAAACUGCUGCAGGAAACGGCAAUAUCCUCGCCGCCCCCAUAAACAAAGCUAGACCAGCCGCCCCUUCUCAAGGCGCUCCAUCUCAACCUCAUGCCGGACCCGCCUCCCCUCAAGUUAACAUCUUGAGAUUCGAGAACGAAAACAACGGCGAUGGAUCUUACAACUAUGGAUUCGAGACCGACAAUCACAUUCAACAACAAGAAUCCGGACAUUUAAAGGCUGGCGCAGACGGUGAAUCCGUGGAAGCUCAAGGUUCAUACACGUUCACCGCUCCAGACGGCCAAACGUUCACCAUUCAGUACGUCGCCGACGAAAACGGAUUCCAACCACAAGGAGCUCACCUUCCAACUGCCCCACCAGUACCAGAGGAAAUCCUAAAAGCGUUGGAGAAAAACGCCGCCGACGAAGCCGCAGGAAUCGUAGACGAUGGACAAUACAGACCUGACGCUUCCGAAGGUAAAUACUCAGGAAACGGUCAAGGACAAACCGGAAACGGAGGAUACAAAUAUUAAAUUACUCGAAGGCUGUUUAUAAAUAUUUAACUUAUUUAUCGAUAAAUAAAUUA